UCCCCCUCUUUCAGCGAAGGGCGGGGUCAGGCUCGGAGCCCUCUUUAAGCGCCCCCCGCGCGCCCGCCCGCAAGCCAGCCGGGGCUGAGCGGCCGUCGGAGGGGGCAGAGAGCGCAAGGGUGGCCGGCAAGCGCAGCGCAGCGCAGCGUCGGGGAAAUGGAGGGUCCCUUUUACGACUACGACGAGGAGCCUCCGGGUAACUGGAGCGAGGCCUGGGGUCCCGGGGGCUGCCCCUGGGAAGAAGCGGAGACGGACUGGGAGCUCUCCUUCUCGUUGCUGCCCGUCCUCUACAUGUUGGUCUUCGUGUUGGGGUUGUCGGGCAACGGGCUGGUCAUUUUCACCGUCUGGCGCGGCCCGCCGGGCAAAAGGCGCUCGGCUGACGCUUACAUCGGCAACCUGGCGCUCGCCGACCUGGCUUUCGUGGUCACCUUGCCGCUUUGGGCGGCUUACACGGCGCUGCGCUUCCACUGGCCCUUCGGUUCGGCGCUGUGCAAGCUCAGCAGCUACCUGGUGCUGCUCAACAUGUUCGCUUCGGCUUUCUGCCUGGGCUGCCUGGGCUUCGAGCGGUACCUGGCCAUCGUGCACGCCCUGCCGCGCUCCGCCGGCCGGCUGCCAUCCUCUUCUUCUUCUUCGUCUUCCUCUUGCGCAUCCCCGAGGCCGCGCACCUGGACGCUGCUCUCGCUGGCCGCCGUGUGGCUCUUGGCCGGCUUGCUGGCCCUGCCGGCGCUGCUGUUGCGCCAGACGCGGCUGAGCCCUCGCGGCGGCAACGGCUCGGCGGUGGAAUGCGACAUGGAUUUCAGCGGUUUAGCCGGCAGCGCGGAAGAGGCAGCCCGCUGGCUGGCAGCUCUGAGCCUGGCCACGACGGCGCUGGGUUUCGUGGUGCCGCUGUUGUUGCUGACGCUUUGCUACUGCUGCAUCGGAGCCGCCGUCAGCCGCCACUUCCAACGGCGAGCCCGCAAAGAGGAAAACCGGCAGCGCCGGCGGCUUUUGCGCAUCAUCGUCACGCUAGUUGCCGUCUUCGCCUUGUGCUGGCUGCCUUUCCACCUGUUGAAGAGCCUCUACGUGCUGGCUUGGGUGGGCUUGCUGAGUUUGCCCUGCGCCUGGCUGGAUCUGAUCCUGCGCCUCCAUCCUUACGCUACCUGCCUGGCUUACGUCAACAGUUGCUUGAACCCCUUCCUCUACGCCUUCUUCGACGGCCGCUUCCGCGCCCAGUGCCUGGUCUUGCUCGGUUUGCGCCCGCCACGCCGCGGCCCCGCCGGCUCCGUCUCUUCCACGCUCAGCGGCCAGACGCAGAAGUCGGAGCUGCCAUCCUCGGGCACCAAGGUUUAGAGGAGGCUUGCGCUCUUCCCCGGCUUCAGGAUCGCUUGCGCGCCCGCCUUUCGAGAGACGGAGGAGGGGGUUUGGGCCGGGAUCGGCAAGCCGGCGCCCGCCUGGACCCAUCCCGUCUUGAGAACUUUUUUUCCUUUCCCUUCCGACUGGUUUUAACUCGCGACCCCGGGAACGCCACCGUUUCGGGGCAGGUCCUUGCGGUGGGCAACUCCCUUGUAAUCCCAAUAAAAGUUUUGUUUCUUCAGGGAAA
Messenger RNA from Ahaetulla prasina, 1579 nucleotides. RefSeq names its product apelin receptor-like. Bases 157 to 1329 code for a protein of 390 amino acids. Gene Ontology annotation, biological process: G protein-coupled receptor signaling pathway; immune response. Gene Ontology annotation, cellular component: membrane. Gene Ontology annotation, molecular function: G protein-coupled receptor activity. The record is from RefSeq and is a predicted model, not a curated record. NCBI's taxonomy places the organism in Eukaryota, Metazoa, Chordata, Lepidosauria, Squamata, Colubridae. The transcript has a single exon.